Messenger RNA from Biomphalaria glabrata, 2586 nucleotides. RefSeq names its product S-antigen protein-like. The transcript is spliced from 2 exons. The coding region runs from base 1 to 2586 and encodes 861 amino acids. The record is from RefSeq and is a predicted model, not a curated record. NCBI's taxonomy places the organism in Eukaryota, Metazoa, Mollusca, Gastropoda, Planorbidae.
AUGGUCAAAUAUUUGGUCAAAAUUAUGUUCAUACUUAUGGUCAUACUUAUGGUCAACUCUUUGGUCAAAAUUAUGUUCAUACUUAUGGUCAUACUUAUGGUCAAAUCUUUGGUCAUACUUAUGAUCAAACUAGUUAGCAGGUCAUCGUGGGGUGCAAUCGCUGUACCAAUCCUGUCGAAUGAUGUGUCUAACGAUGUGUCUAAUGGUGUGUCUAAUGAUGUGUCUAAUGGUGUGUCUCAUGAUUUGUCUAACGAUGUGUCUAACGAUGUGUCUCAUAAUUUGUCUAACGAUGUGUCUAACGAUGUGUCUAACGAUGUGUCUAACGAUGUGUCUAACGAUGUGUCUAACGAUGUGUCUCAUAAUUUGUCUAACGAUGAGUCUAACGAUGUGUCUAACGAUGUGUCUAAUGAUGUGUCUAAUGGUGUGUCUCAUGAUGUGUCUAACGAUGUGUCUAAUGGUGUGUCUCAUGAUGUGUCUAAUGAUGUGUCUAACGAUGUGUCUAACGAUGUGUCUAACGAUGUGUCUAACGAUGUUCCUCAUGAUGUGUCUCAUGAAUUGUCUAACGAUGUGUCUAAUGAUGUGUCUAACGAUGUGUCUAACGAUGUGUCUAAUGAUGUGUCUAAUGGUGUAUCUAACGAUGUGUCUAACGAUGUGUCUAACGAUGAGUCUAAUGAUGUGUCUCAUGAAUUGUCUAACGAUGUGUCUAAUGAUGUGUCUAACGAUGUGUCUAACGAUUUGUCUAACGAUGUUCCUCAUGAUGUGUCUCAUGAAUUGUCUAACGAUGUGUCUAAUGAUGUGUCUAAUGGUGUGUCUAACGAUGUGUCUAACGAUGUGUCUAAUAAUGCAUCUAAUGAUGUGUCUAAUUAUGUGUCUAAUGGUGUAUCUAACGAUGUGUCUAAUGGUGUAUCUAACGAUGUGUCUAAUGAUGUGUCUAAUGGUGUAUCUAACGAUGUGUCUAAUGGUGUAUCUAACGAUGUGUCUAAUGAUGUGUCUAAUGGUGUAUCUAACGAUGUGUCUAAUGAUGUGUCUAACGAUGUGUCUAAUGGUGUAUCUAACGAUGUGUCUAAUGAUGUGUCUAACGAUGUGUCUAAUGAUGUGUCUAAUGGUGUGUCUAACGAUGUGUCUAAUGGUGUAUCUAACGAUGUGUCUAAUAAUGCAUCUAACGAUGUGUCUAAUGAUGUGUCUAACGAUGUGUCUAAUGAUGUGUCUAAUGGUGUAUUUAACGAUGUGUCUAACGAUGUGUCUAAUGGUGUAUCUAACGAUGUGUCUAAUGAUGUGUCUAAUGGUGUAUCUAACGAUGUGUCUAAUGAUGUGUCUAACGAUGUGUCUAACGAUGUGUCUAAUGGUGUAUCUAACGAUGUGUCUAAUAAUGCAUCUAACGAUGUGUCUAAUGAUGUGUCUAACGAUGUGUCUAAUGAUGUGUCUAAUAAUGCAUCUAACGAUGUGUCUAAUGAUGUGUCUAACGAUGUGUCUAACGAUGUGUCUAAUGGUGUAUUUAACGAUGUGUCUAACGAUGUGUCUAAUGGUGUAUCUAACGAUGUGUCUAAUGAUGUGUCUAAUGGUGUAUCUAACGAUGUGUCUAAUGAUGUGUAUAACGAUGUGUCUAACGAUGUGUCUAAUGGUGUAUCUAACGAUGUGUCUAAUAAUGCAUCUAACGAUGUGUCUAAUGAUGUGUCUAACGAUGUGUCUAAUGAUGUGUCUAAUGGUGUAUCUAACGAUGUGUCUAAUAAUGCAUCUAACGAUGUGUCUAAUGAUGUGUCUAACGAUGUGUCUAAUGAUGUGUCUAAUGGUGUAUCUAACGAUGUGUCUAAAAAUGCAUCUAACGAUGUGUCUAAUGAUGUGUCUAAUGGUGUAUCUAACGAUGUGUCUAAUAAUGCAUCUAAUGAUGUGUCUAAUGAUGUGUCUAACGAUGUGUCUAAUGAUGUGUCUAAUGGUGUAUCUAACGAUGUGUCUAAUGAUGUGUCUAAUGGUGUAUCUAACGAUGUGUCUAACGAUGUGUCUAAUGAUGUGUCUAAUGGUGUAUCUAACGAUGUGUCUAAUAAUGCAUCUAAUGAUGUGUCUAAUGAUGUGUCUAACGAUGCGUCUAAUGAUGUGUCUAAUGAUGUGUCUAAUGGUGUAUCUAACGAUGUGUCUAAUGAUGUGUCUAAUGAUGUAUCUAACGAUGUGUCUAAUGAUGUGUCUAAUGAUGUAUCUAACGAUGUGUCUAACGAUGUGUCUAAUAAUGCAUCUAAUGAUGUGUCUAACGAUGUGUCUAAUGAUGUGUCUAAUGGUGUAUCUAACGAUGUGUCUAACGAUGUGUCUAAUGAUGUGUCUAAUGAUGUGUCUAAUGGUGUAUCUAACGAUGUGUCUAAUGAUGUGUCUAAUGGUGUAUCUAACGAUGUGUCUAAUGAUGUGUCUAACGAUGUGUCUAAUGAUGUGUCUAACGAUGUGUCUAAUGGUGUAUCUAACGAUGUGUCUAAUGAUGUGUCUAACGAUGUGUCUAAUGAUGUGUCUAAUACUGUCUUUAAUGUUGAUAUUAAUCCCCACUUUAUACAAAGUGUAUUGAAGUUGAAAGUAAAAAAUAAAUCUUUUAUUUCAAUCUCAUAA